Molecule: messenger RNA, 1292 nt
Organism: Stomoxys calcitrans (stable fly)
Lineage: Eukaryota; Metazoa; Arthropoda; Insecta; Diptera; Muscidae
Exons: 3
Coding region: 30-1292 (420 amino acids)
Source: RefSeq, a predicted model, not a curated record
ACUCAGCGACAUUCAUUGGGAUUAAAACAAUGAAACUUUUAUUAGUUUUGGCCUUAGUGGCAUACGUCAGUGCUGACGUAUCGCAUUUGUUUGACAGCAGCAAUAACUUGCAAGCCGAUGGCUAUCACUACGAUCCUCCUAAGCCGGCACCACCCAAGCCAGCACCGCCAAAGCCCUCACCACCUAAGCCCACCGUGAAGCCAGCUCCUCCAGCCACUAAGCAGGAUGAUGGUUAUCACUACGAACAACCCUCCCAGCCAUUCCCGCCUGUGGUAAAGCCCGCCCCACCAGCAGCACCCAAGCCCAAGCCAGCUCCACCCAAGCCAGCACCACCAGCACCCAAGAAGGACUAUUUGCCCCCUGUGGUUAAGGCCUCACCUCCCGCAGCCCCCAAGCCCAAGCCAGCUCCACCCAAGCCAGCGCCACCCAAGCCAGCCCCACCAGCACCCAAGAAGGACUAUUUGCCCCCUGUGGUUAAGGCCUCACCUCCCGCAGCCCCCAAGCCCAAGCCAGCUCCUCCCAAGCCAGCCCCACCAAAACCUGCACCCACCAAGCAAGAUGAUGGUUAUCACUACGAUGAACCCUCCAAGCCCUUCCCACCACCACCGGCGCCCAAGAAGGAUUACUUGCCCCCUGUGGUCAAGCCCGCCCCUCCAGCAGCGCCCAAGCCCAAGCCAGCUCCACCCAAGCCAGCACCACCCAAGCCCGCCCCACCAGCACCCAAGAAGGAUUACUUGCCCCCCGUAGUUAAGGCCUCACCUCCAGCAGCGCCCAAGCCCAAACCAGCUCCACCCAAGCCCGCCCCACCCAAGCCAGCCCCACCAGCACCCAAGAAGGAUUACUUGCCCCCUGUGGUUAAGGCCUCACCCCCGGCUGCCCCCAAGCCCAAGCCAGCUCCUCCCAAGCCAGCGCCACCAAAGCCUGCACCCACUAAGCAAGAUGAUGGUUAUCACUACGAUGAACCCUCCAAGCCCUUCCCACCACCACCAGCGCCCAAAAAGGAUUACUUGCCCCCUGUGGUCAAGCCCGCCCCUCCAGCAGCUCCCAAGCCAGCCCCCCCAAAGCCUGCCCCACCAAAGCCCGCUCCCAAACCCGCCCCACCAGCACCCAAGAAGGACUACUUGCCGCCUGUAGUUAAGCCAGCUCCUCCAGCUGCCCCCAAGCCCAAACCCGCCCCUCCCAAGCCCGCUCCACCAAAGCCCGCCCCACCAGCCCCCAAGAAGGACUACUUGCCGCCUGUGCAGGAAGGCUAUUCCUACCCCAACAAUCCCCAGCCAUCCUUCACCUUUUAA